Messenger RNA from Caenorhabditis auriculariae, 923 nucleotides. NCBI's taxonomy places the organism in Eukaryota, Metazoa, Nematoda, Chromadorea, Rhabditida, Rhabditidae. The record is from the annotation of a GenBank genome assembly.
AUGGGCUCAUUCCUGGUAAGAGUUUUUCAGUUGUUUGGAAACAACACGAUGUUUUUCUACGAAAUGAGGGAGUAAAUUUCAUUUAUGUAACAUAAUUUUCUCCACUAUUUUCUUUCAGAACGGUUGGGACUACAGUCGCCUAGAAAAGGUGCUGAAUCCCAUAAUGAAAGAGAAGAGCUUCAAGUUGCGCAUCGAGUGAGUCUUGAAGUAAACUUGUCGAAAAAAUCCCUCUUUAGUUUUAUGACUCUUGUAGUUUCGUAAAGAAUAAUGUGUUUCCAGAAUCACAGAGCACGCCUACAAAAUCUAUGUAGACGGCAGAUUCAUUUACAAAUUUCACAACCGUAACCCGCCCUACACUUCGGUUAAAUCCUUACUCCUAGUUGGUAUAAAACUCGACGACAAACGCAGGUUCGUUUUUAUUUUAAUUCAACCGUGGUUUCAGGUUUUUAAACAUAUUUUGAGAGUUAUAUAAGGAAAUACAUUCUGAAAAAGAGAUUUAAAAAAAUGAAUAUAAAAGCGUAUUUAUCUGACAAGUAAGAUCAUUUUACUUUCCAGAUGAUAUUUUGCUGAAAAUCGGUCAGAACGCUCCUUGAUGUACCAGAAGAAGAUUCUGAAAGCCCUAACCUGCGCCACUUUCUCGUUUUUGAGAAAAGACGCCUCUAAGUCAAAGGAAACCCUCAAAAUCCAUAAAAAAUAGGCUGUUUUGAGUCGUUAGAAGUUAAUUUCACCCUAUUGUUAUUUUUUCACAUUGAGCUUAUAUCUUUGAAAGAUAAUCAUAUUCAGAGGUUGCAAGAAAAAUAAUCGUUCGAGACCGCAACAGAGCGGCAAAAUGCAUGUUACCAUUUACAGACAUACCGUCCAAACCAGAUGUGAGAAACUAUUCAUUUUCUUAAGUAAAAGAACUUUUUUCAGACUCUUAUUGA